Molecule: messenger RNA, 678 nt
Organism: Drosophila gunungcola (fruit fly)
Lineage: Eukaryota; Metazoa; Arthropoda; Insecta; Diptera; Drosophilidae
Exons: 1
Coding region: 1-678 (225 amino acids)
Molecular function (GO): nucleic acid binding
Source: RefSeq, a predicted model, not a curated record
AUGCAGCAACUUUUAUCUUCACAGGAACAUCGUAAUACAGUAGCGCAAACUUUGGCCACCGAUGGCAUAAAAUGGAAUUUCAUACCUCCACACUCGCCACACUGGGGCGGAAAAUGGGAGUCAGCGGUACGUUCUGUGAAAUUGCACCUUCGACGCGUCGUGGGAAAGACGAUCCUGACUUUUGAGCAAAUGCAAACUCUAAUCGCCCAGAUAAGCGCGGUUGUGAACUCAAGACCGUUGUGCUAUACACCUGGCACUGACCUCUCAUACUUGUCGCCAGCCCUCUUUCUUAUUGGACGCCCAUUUACAGCUGUUCCAGAGGGUGAUCUAUCUCAUUUGCCAAUCAAUCGCAUGGACUAUUGGCAACAUUUGCAAUCCAUGUAUCAAGGAUUUUGGAAACGCUGGCACCAGGAAUACUUAACAUCGCUACAGCAACGUCACAAGUGGAACAGCAAGGAACGCAACAUUUCAGUGAACAACGUCGUGCUUGUAAAGGACUCAAAUCUUCCACCAGCAGCUUGGCAGCUAGCCCGUGUGUUAGAAGCUCAUCCUGGACCAGAUGGAUUUGAACGCGCCGUGAAACUUAAGACAUCCACCGGAGAGAUGACUAGACCUAUCACCAAGCAAGCAGUAUUGCCUAAUUCUGAAACCGUGUUUCAGGGCGGCCCGGGAUGUUGA